CAAUACGAGCAGCUUCUCUCCAUUCGCGAGCAAGGUGCGAGAAUACUCCAACAUCACAUGGCUGGAGCUUGUGAGUCGUAUGAGGUGAGAACAAAGCUGAGACUGCAAUGGGAGAUAUGUCCAUCUAGAAUGAGUAGCCUGUAUUUGCCCAUUUUCUUGGCCUUGGUUGCGGGAUCGAAGGUCUUCUCUAACCAACCCUGGGCAAUCUCGCAAUCUGUCCAACCAUUUGGAGAUGAAGCGAUGCUAUUUAAUACUAAGUGA
Messenger RNA from Acaulospora colombiana, 261 nucleotides. Lineage: Eukaryota; Fungi; Glomeromycota; Glomeromycetes; Diversisporales; Acaulosporaceae. The record is from the annotation of a GenBank genome assembly.